AUGGAUCUUUCAUCAUGGCGUCAAUUUAAUUUUUUUAAGAUAACAGAGAUUACAAAUUUAUAUCAUAAAAAAGAUGGUCAAGAUGUAUUGAAAAUUAUUUCAUCCUCUAUUGUUACUUCAGGUAGAAAAUAUAUCUAUGCAGCAGAUAAUUUUGGAUAUAUUCGGAUUAUUUCAUCAGAAUUUGAUAUUGUAUACGAGUUUUCUGCCUAUAAAAAUGGACAUGUUAUUUUGCUACAUUGUAUUUCUGAGGCGCCUCUUUUAGUUACAAUAGGAGACGAAGAAAAUAACUCUAAUCCGAUAUUAAAGAUAUGGUCUCUUGAGUCUUUUGAAAGUAGUUUGAAAGCACCGAAAUGCAAAACUACAAUCAAUAUUAACAGUAAUGCAAAUCCAUAUCCUAUUUCAUGUUUUGCUGUAUCUGAAAAUGUCGGUCAUAUUGCUAUAGGCUUUGCAAAUGGUACUGUGUUACUUAUUAAGGGUGAUUUAGUAAGAGACCGAGGAUCCAUACAAAGAGUUAUUUAUAAGUCAGAGGAACCUGUUACCGGUCUUUAUUUUAAAGAAAGUAAGAAAGAGAUAUCACUUUUUAUUAUUACAACGGGAAAAGUAUUAAAAUUGUUAAUUAAUGCAAAAAUCCAAUUAAAAUCACCUGAAAUUAUUGAUGCUGUAGGUGCAUCUUUAGGAUGUUCUACAAUAAAUCGUAAAAAUAAUGACUUGAUUAUUGUUCGAGAUGAUUCUAUCUAUAUUUAUAAAUCUAAUAACAAAAAUAUCUGUUAUUCUUACAAAUCUUCGAAAUUCGGAGUACUGGUUAAUCAUGAUUAUGUUUUUGUAUUUUUACUACCAUGUGCUGCCUCUAUAAUUGCACCUAGUACGACAAAUAUUAGUCCUCGAAACAUAUUUGAUAUGUCUCAGCUUAUAAUUAUUAAUACUGAAAAUAAAUUUAUUGCACAUGUUUCAAAUUUUCAAUUUUUUUUAAAAACAAUAUUUAUGGAAUGGGGAGAUGUAUAUAUUUUUUCUCAGGAUGAGCAAGUAUUUAGAGUACAAGAAAAGUCUAUAACAGAAAAACUUGAAAUACUUUUUCAAAAGCAUUCAUAUCCAUUAGCUAUUGAUUUGGCUUUAACCGGUGGCUAUACCAGAGUAAAAGUUAAUGAUAUUAUAAUUAAAUAUGGUGAUUAUCUUUAUGAUAAUGGUGAUUUUGAUGGCUCUAUGAAACAAUAUAUCCUUUCUAUUGACCAAAUAAAGCCUUCAAAUAUAAUUAAAAAAUUUCUUAAUUCUAAACAUAUAAAUAAUUUGAUUAGUUUUUUAGAAGCUUUAUACACAAAAAGAUUAUCAAACUCUGAUCAUAUAAUCCUUCUUUUAAAUUGCUAUGCAAAGCUUCAUGAUUCGGAAAAAAUUAAUGAUUUUAUCAUGAAGGAAAAUGUAGAAUUCGAUAUUACGUCUGCUAUAACUAUUUUUCGUCAAGGAGGCUAUUUUGACCAGGCUGCAUAUUUGGCAAAUAAAUAUCAAGAUUAUGAUACAUAUUUAUCUAUACAAAUUGAAGAUAAGAAUGAUUGUAAAAAAUCUCUUGAAUAUAUACUUGAUCUUGAACCUGAAUAUGUGUUCUUUUGUUUAAAAAAAUACGGUAAAAAGCUUUUAACUGAAGUUCCUCUAGAAGUAGUAUCAUUGUGUAUUGAUCUUUUUUCGGGAACAUAUAUUCCCAUUUCAAAGAAAUCUAGUUUAAAGAAAUCGACUAGUCAAACAACUCAAUUUGCAAUAGCAAAUUACGUUCCUUUUCUACCAUAUGUAAAUACAAAUACAGCUAGCUCAACUUCCGAACAAUCAAUAGUUAGUUCUAAUCAGACAUAUUCUUGCAAUAUUAAAACGCUGCCAACGUAUGCUAUUCCUAGUGUUAGUUCGAUAUUUCCUAUUUUCAUAAAUAAUAAUAAGCAACUUAUAUAUAUAUUGGAAAUUUUAAUGGAAAAAUUUUCUGCUAUUGAUGACAAAAAUUCAGAGAGAGAUUUAGUAUGCAUUACCUUAUAUGAGAUUUAUUUAAGAGAAAUAAAAAAUUCUCACUCUUCCAUUGAGCGUCAAGAUUAUGAAAAAAAGGCAAAAUCUAUUUUGGAUAAUGAAAUAUGUCUUAUUGAUUCAUUUAAUGGACUUCUUUUAUCAUAUUUAACAGGUUUUUCUGAGGGAUUUCAAAUAUUAAAAGAAAAAUCAGACACAAAAAUUGAUGCUUUUCGUUAUUAUUGUUCUAUUGAAGAUACAUCUAAAGUAAUAGAUUUUUUAGCAAAACAUGGAGACUCUGAGUCAGAAUUAUAUCUUCUAGCUUUAGGUUAUUUUAUAUCAUCUCCUAGAAUUUUAGAUGAUGUUGGUGAUUAUUUUCACAUUGUUCUUAAAAAAAUAAAAGAAGAACGAUUAAUGACUCCUUUAGAAAUUAUUAAAAUAUUAAGUUUGAAUUCUAUUGCGACUAUUGGUGUAGUAAGAGAAUAUUUGAUAGAAAUUAUUGAACAAGAAAGAAAAGAAAUAGAUAAUAACUCCAAACUUAUCAAUACAUAUCAUAAUGAUACAGAAAAUAAAAAAAAUAAACUUAAUGAUUUAAUGGAAAGUGCACAAAUUUUACAAGGGAUGAAAUGUUCUAUAUGUGAACUUACUCUUGAUCUUCCAGUUGUCCAUUUUCUAUGUAAACACUCGUAUCAUCAGAGGUGCAUUAAUGAUUUAGAAGAAAUGGAGUAUUGUCCUCAAUGUUCUAGUAAUAAUAAUAUGAUUAAAGCAAUUAAAAAAUCCCAAAGUGAAAUAGCUAAUAAGCAUAAUUUUUUUCAAUCUCAACUUGAAAAUGCAACAGAUAAACUAAAGUUUAUUUUUGAUUUUCUUUCAAGAGGCGCCUUAUCUAUGGAAGUAAGAUAA
Messenger RNA from Pneumocystis murina B123, 2877 nucleotides. RefSeq lists its product as hypothetical. The transcript has 13 exons. The coding region runs from base 1 to 2877 and encodes 958 amino acids. Gene Ontology annotation, molecular function: protein binding; protein-macromolecule adaptor activity. NCBI's taxonomy places the organism in Eukaryota, Fungi, Ascomycota, Pneumocystomycetes, Pneumocystales, Pneumocystaceae. Gene Ontology annotation, biological process: vesicle-mediated transport; endosome organization; organelle fusion. The record is from RefSeq and is a predicted model, not a curated record. Gene Ontology annotation, cellular component: HOPS complex; endosome.